Molecule: messenger RNA, 207 nt
Organism: Clunio marinus
Lineage: Eukaryota; Metazoa; Arthropoda; Insecta; Diptera; Chironomidae
Source: the annotation of a GenBank genome assembly
AUGAAACAUAAACAAAUUAAUAAAAAUUCGGAAUUUUCGCAUGAAUUCCUUAGAAUAUCAACCGUAAACUUGGAAUUUCGGGAUUGUUUGAAAUAUCGCCAUAGCCUUAGUCACAAGGAUGAAAUUUCUAAAGAAAGCACUUCAAAAGAGAAAAAAGUGAGGAAAGGAAAAACAAGCUUAUGCAGACAUGACCUUAUAAAUUGUUAA